Messenger RNA from Leptinotarsa decemlineata (Colorado potato beetle), 725 nucleotides. RefSeq lists its product as uncharacterized. The record is from RefSeq and is a predicted model, not a curated record. NCBI's taxonomy places the organism in Eukaryota, Metazoa, Arthropoda, Insecta, Coleoptera, Chrysomelidae.
UCAGUUUCUGUCAGUCAGUUUGUACACUCGCAACACAGACCUUUUUUACUAAAAUGUUCAAAUUGGUGGUGUUGUCCGCUCUCGUAGCCGUAGCCGUAGCUAAACCAAGUGGAUUAUUAAAUUCCGGUUUUGCUCAUUCCUACCCAAUUGUGGAAGUAUUGCCUGGAGCAGUGAGCCACAGUUACAGAAGUGACGUCAUCAGCAAACCAGUAGUUGCCACCUAUGCUGCCCCAGCAGUGGUUGCUGCCCCCAUUGUUGAAAAAGUUGUAGCUCCAGUAGCAGUGUCCUCUGCAGUAAGUCACAGUUACAGGAAAGACGUCAUCAGCAAACCAGUGAUUGCCGCCUAUGCUGCCCCAGCAGUUGUUGCUUCACCAGUUGUUGAAAAAGUCGUUGCUCCAGUAGCAGUUCCAUCAGCUGUCAGCCACAGUUACAGAAGUGACGUCAUCAGCAAACCAGUUGUUUCUGCCUAUACUGCCCCAGCAGUAGUUGCUUCCCCUAUUGUUGAAAAAUUCGUUGCCCCAGAAGCUCUGCCCGCUGCAGUAAGUCACAGUUAUAGAAGCGAUGUUGUCAGCAAACCUUUGGUAACUGCCUACUCAGCUCCAGCUGUGGUUUCUAGUCAUCUGGCUUAUGCCGCCCACAUUCCAGCUAUCCAGGUUUGGUGAAGAGAGGACUGACAUUUUUAGGCUUUUUAUAAUUUGAUUACAAUAAAUGAACUGAUAAUGAUA